UAUUUGAAGUUCAUGAAGUUGAAUAAAGCUCCUCUCUCUCUCUCUUCUUCUCUUGGACCGAGGCCACUGUAAUAACCAUCAUCCUCCUUCACUCAGCCAAUCAUAUGUCUCGGGGCUGCAGGGGGUCGUGGAGCGGCUCUAUAAACCCCCCUGGAGGAGAAGCGAGCCCCCUCCAGACCCUCUGCGCGCUCCUCGUGCGGUAAAGGACAGGAGAUGAAGGCGCUGGUGCUCGCGCUCGUCCUGCUGCCGCUGCUGAUUGGCGGGCGGGCUGAGGAGGGCGAGCAGUGCUCCACCUGCGAGUCUCGGCAGCAGAGCAAGCUGAUGCGCCUGCGCUCCAUCAAAGCGCAGAUCCUCAGCCUGCUGCGCCUCGACCAGGCGCCCAACAUCAGCCGCGAGGCCGUCCGCCAGCUGCUGCCGCGCGCGCCGCCGCUGCUCGAGCUGCUCAGCCAGUACGAGCAGAAGGGGGGGAUGGCGGACGAUGAUGAGGAGCAGGCGACCACCGAGACCAUCAUCGCCGUGGCCACAGAACCUCCGGGCACUAAGGGGAACAGUGUACCUCGCUGCUGCCUGUUCUCACUGAGCCCAAAGAUCCUGCCAGACAACAUAGUGAAGGCCCAGCUGUGGUUUCACCUGCGGCUCGGUCAGAAGGCCACCACUGUGUCCAUGCAGCUGUCGCGCCUCAGCAGUCGCUCCAGUAUCCGGUCGCUUCAGCUCGCUGUGGACGCUCAGACCAAUCCUUGGCAGAGCGUUGACAUGAAGCAGCCACUGCAGGCCUGGCUAGAGAGCCCAGAGAGCAACUUCGGCAUUGAGAUCAAGGCAGUGGACGCCGACGGAAAGGACCUGGCUGUGACUUCUGCUGAGUCAGGAGAGGAAGGGCUUCAACCCUUCCUCGAGGUGAAGAUAGCUGAGAGUCCAAAGCGUUCUCGGCGAGACUCUGGCCUGGACUGUGAUGAGCGCUCCACAGAGUCCCGCUGUUGCCGCUACCCCCUCACUGUGGACUUCGAGGACUUCGGCUGGGACUGGAUCAUUGCGCCCAAACGCUACAAGGCCAACUACUGCUCUGGCGAGUGUGAACAGGUGCACUUGCAGAAGUACCCGCACACGCACCUGGUGAACAAGGCCAACCCUCGUGGCACUGCAGGACCCUGCUGCACACCCACCAAAAUGUCGCCCAUCAACAUGCUCUACUUCAACCACCAGGAGCAAAUCAUCUACGGCAAAAUCCCGUCCAUGGUUGUGGACCUUUGUGGCUGCUCUUGAGUACAGGGACCAUAUUAGGAACAUUUCCUAGAGGGCGCUCUGGGGUACACGAUCCAUCUUUAGCAGGGCCUUCACAUCUCCAGGCCCGGAACAAAAAACACAAUUUUGGCGCUUUCCCCCAAAACCUCCAGACAGCAACAUCAAUCAUACAAUGACAAUUCAUUCUGAUGCAGUGCCACUCAUUGAUCAAUGAAUGACACAUCAUCUGUGCUAACUGUCAUUGGAUCAAACUGUUUCACUAAAGGACAAGUUUUUUUUCUUAACAAGUGGACUGUUGCAGUAUAAAUCAAUAAAUCAACUCUACACAUUAUGUUGGUUAUAGUUCAAAGACUAGGUUGAGACCACCUCAAAGCAAUGACUUCCGGUAAGUUACUGUCACAUUGCUCAAGUUAGCAACAUACUUCAAACUACCCAAAAAAUCCGGUCCUAAAAUGAAUAAGUCAUGCAAAUCAUUGUAGCCAUUGUAGAGAUUGCAGAACCAAAAUGAUGGUGUUCAUGAUUAAUCAUACUUAGGGAGACACGGUGGUAAUUUAAAUUACUCACAAUCAGAUAGACAUCUCAGAACAGAUACAGUGAUGAUUACAAACAGUUGUAGUCUAAGAAGGGUCUUAGAACCAACAGGGUGAGAAUUACAAACAACUGCAGUAAGCAGGUCUCAUAACUAAUAAGGUGGUGAUUAUGACCGAUCCCCGUCAGAAGAUCAAUCACAGUCAAAGGGAAGUCAUGUGUGGGUCUCAGAAUCAACAAGAUGUUCACCAGGGCUAAUCACAGUCUGGGGAAUUUUCUCAACCAAUUAAGCAGGUAGUAUGCCCAAUCACAGUUGGGAUGUUUAAGAAGUAUUAAGGUGGUGAUUAGGACCUGUCUUUGUAAGGGGAGGUCUCAGAACCUACUCUGGCAUGAUUAACAUAUGUCCAAUUCAAGAGGAGUUUGCAGAAGAAUGAGGACAGUGAUUAGUACUUGUCUUAGUAAGAGAAGGUCUUAGAACCAACAAGGUUGUGAUUAAGACCAAUAUCAGCUGGAGGUUCCAGGACCAAUAAGAUGGAGUUUAAGACCAGUCACAAUCAGGAGGUUCCAGAAACAAUAAGUUGGUGAUUAAGACCAGCCACAAUCAGGAGGUUCCAGGACCAAACACAGUCAGGAGGUGCUAGGACCUAUAUGGUGGUGAUUAAGAGCAGUCACAUUCAGGAGAUUCUAGGAACCAAAAAGGUGGUGAUUAAGACCAGUCACAGUCAGGAAGCUCCAGAACUAUUAAAGUGGUGAUUGGAAGCAAACACAGUCAAAGUGAAUGUCUCAUAAAAAUUAGGCAAUUAUUAGGACUAAUCACAGUUUUAAGGCCUCAGCAUACUUCCUGCGACACAAUCUUUGCGAGCAUUGUGUGAAGCAAAAUCUCCCUUUAUUAGUUUAGGAGCAUGCAUACUUUCUUCAGUUUAUCUACCUGUUGCCUACUGCAAAGUGUCUUCCAUGUGCAUGAAUACACAACGCACAAUGUUUGUGAUUGUUUUCUCCACAGUUACUGCACAUUGUUUGCCAAGCGAACACUAUCUCUGCAGAAGUAUGCUGAGGCCAGUGCUGGUCCAGCGCCCUGCCACUUUAGUUUGAGGAUUGCCUGUUUCAAUCCUUGGUGCCACUUACUGUCCGAGAGAGCAUAAUUGGCCAUGCUCUCUCUGGGUGUGUAGAUGGCUCUCCCAAUGAUGAUGGUUAGAUGUCUGUUAGCUGAUGUAUCAGAGAUGGGUUGCAUUGCUGCACUUUCCUACGAGCGUGCUGGCUAUCAAGUGAUGCUGUACACGCUUUAUUCAAGUCAAAUUAAAAUUCAAAUGACCAUUGCCACCACUUGGAGUCUCAUAAACCCUGAUUUAUUUACUGAUGUUCAUUUGUUUUACAGCCAGGCAAGCAAGCUAAUUGCUAGGAAAUGUGCAAUGACAGAAAAAUAUAAAUAUAAUUAUAUUUCUAUACUCUAGAAGUUGAAUGACCAGUAUAACCUUAAGAAGAAAUGUGCACAGAAAGUGAGAAGAAAUCACAGAACAGGGCUAAAGAAGGUCAGUUGAGUUGACAGUCAGCGAAAGCUGUUGUGUAAAAGCACUUGUUGAUGACCCAAAAGCACCUUGUCCUUUGGUACCCUGUCGCAGAACAGCCUCGCUGACCCAGCUUUGGCCAUGUGGACUAGAUUGCAGCUCUUUAAAGAAAUAAACAUUCACACAGCAUAUUUUGCAUGCUGGGAAAUCCCACUGGGACACAAAAACAGCACAGUUUUGCCCCUGGUUUAAGGACAAUGAGGGCAGCUGUUCCCUCUGUUCGAAUGGCAGUUCUGUGAAAAGUAAGAUUUGCACAAUGUCCCCUUUACCCCAAAUAUGAUGUGUCAGUCAAGACAUUUGGUGCUUCUUUAGUUUUAACACCAGUACUACAUAGCUAAUGAAGCUGACAAGUAAAGGAAGCUUAUGAAUAGAAUGAUAGGAGGAAAUUUAGCUUUUUUUUUUUUAAAAAAAGAUGUCUGUGAUGUUUGACAUGCUGCAGCUGACUAUCCCUAUGGUUGUAGUUGUAGCACCGUGGCUGUAUAUACUGUAUGUUGAAGGGUAAAAUUGAGUUACUAAAGAGCAUUCAUGCAUUAACAUUUACUAAUUUACUAAAGCUAAUAAAUAGCCUUAGUAGCCGAUAUUACUAAAUCAUCUCCUUUUAUUUCACUUAUGUGUCUUAAAAUAAAAAAUAUAUAUAUUUUCAAGGUAAUGUAAAUAAUGUGAUAGGGAUGGAUUGUUGCACCCAAUAGCGUCCCACACAUUUUCAGUUGUGGAGAGGUCUGGCGAUUCUGCUGGUCAUAGCAUAGUAUCUGUGAAAUAACAGCAGUAUGUGGAUGAGCAUUGUCCUGUUGGUAUAGCGCUUUGGAGUAUGCAUUCAGAAGAAUGCAGGAAUGCAGGACCUUUGUAAUAUAACACUUGGCUGUCAUAGUGUCUGUAAUAAAACCCACAUCAUGACACCAGGCCUUCUGGAAGGUGUUGAUUGUGACAAAAUCCUUUUAUUUUGCUAUUGACCACAAUGCCUCCACAAACAGGAGUCAUAGCAGCUAUCUUGGAACUUGAAUUCAGUGGGUGAAAGCAUUAGUAAAAAAAACAAAUGUACCCAACCUCAAAAUUCUGAGAGAUCAGUUUUAUUACACACAUUGAUUGUAUAAAACUUCUUAACUGUGAAUCAGUGAGACAAUGGACUCUUAAUCUUAGUCUAAUGUCUCAGCAAGCACUCAAAGGUCUUGCACCUUGAGGAGAAAAGAUGGGAAAGCAAAGUGCUUGCUUGCUGUUCGUAGCUGUGUUAUUUGGCCUCCUGGCUGCCUGGCCUUUGAAAUUUACUGUAAGACAACAGUCUUCACAGCGGCUAUUGAUUGUAUCCAGCCAAUCAGACUAAUAAAAUGCUGUUAUCUGAAAAAGAGAAACACAAGUUCCAGAUGUUUGGCAGUCCUCUGAUAUUAAUAUAAUAAUAAAUAAAAUUGUAAAAUUGUCAAUAAACACUGAAAAAAGUUCA
Molecule: messenger RNA, 4767 nt
Organism: Astyanax mexicanus (Mexican tetra)
Lineage: Eukaryota; Metazoa; Chordata; Actinopteri; Characiformes; Acestrorhamphidae
Gene: mstna
Product: myostatin a
Exons: 3
Coding region: 214-1260 (348 amino acids)
Biological process (GO): SMAD protein signal transduction
Cellular component (GO): extracellular region
Molecular function (GO): growth factor activity; cytokine activity
Source: RefSeq, a predicted model, not a curated record